GCGGGGCGGCUGGCGCUCACGUGACUCGGCGCCGCCGGCUCGCUAGCGGAAGCGGUCCUGCCUCUGCGGCCGGCCGGGGUCUCGGGGCGCCCCGCGGGCGGGCAGGCCGGGCAGGUCCGCAUCCCGGCGCCGGGAUGGUGCAGCUGUACAACCUGCACCCGUUCGGGUCGCAGCAGGUGGUGCCCUGCAAGGUGGAGCCCGAGCGGUUCUGCGGCGGGGGGCGUGACGCGCUGUUCGUGGCGGCGGGCUGCAAGGUGGAGGCGUUCGCGGUGGCCGGCCAGGAGCUGUGCCAGCCGAGGUGCGCCUUCUCCACGCUGGGCCGAGUGCUGCGACUGGCCUACAGCGAGGCGGGAGACUAUUUGGUAGCAAUUGAAGAGAAGAACAAAGCCACGUUUCUACGUGCUUAUGUGAACUGGAGAAGUAAAAGGACUGAAAACUCUCGUGUGUGUAUCCGAAUGGUUGGGCAUAAGGUGGAGGCACCCUUCAGUGAAACCUUGAGAGACCAGAUGUCUAUUAUUGAAAUGCCACUUUCUGAGCCCCCCUUAUGCAUUUCCUGUUGCCCGGUGAAAGGAGACCUUCUUGUUGGCUGCACAAAUAAGUUAGUCUUAUUUAGUUUGAAGUAUCAGAUCAUUAAUGAGGAAUUCUCAGUAUUGGACUUUGAACUUUCUUUAAUUAUACACAUAGAUAAUAUCACUCCUGUUGAAAUUUCUUUUUGUGUUGGAUAUUUCGCUGUCAUGUCGGAAUUAGAAGUCUUAAUCCUAAAACUGGAGUUGGACCCUAAAAAUGGAGAGAGAGUUAAUCACCAUCCACAUAAGACCAGCAAUCCAAUGAAACAGACAGAAGAUGGCAUCAGUAAUGAAACUUCACAGCUUGAGUCAGAUGAUUUUGUUAUUUGCCAAAAGCCCAUGGAACUUCUUGGCGAAAAAAGUGAACAGUCUGGAGUAUCUGUUACACUGGAGUCUACAGGAUUAGCUGAUGAAAAAACAAAACAUUUCCACGUUCAGCAUCUGCUCUAUAGACGUUUUACUCCUGAUAUUUCGUCCUAUGUCUCACCUGAUGACAUCAGGUUGCAUUCCCUUCAGCUGCUACCCAUUUACAAAACUGGUUUUCUUACUUCUGAUGGAAAAAAUUUGUCUCAGGAAAAAGAGUUGCUGAGUCUCUUUUGUUUUUUCUCAUUACCACACGUGGGCUAUCUCUACUUGGUUGUCAAAUCUGUUGAAUUAAUGUCAGUCUACCAAUAUCCUGAGAAGUCUCAGCAGGCAGUGCUUACACCACAAUUUUUGCACGUCAUCACAAGUAACAACCUGCAGUGUUUCACAGUGCGGUGCAGCGCAGCAGCAGCCCGUGAGGAGGACCCAUACAUGGACAACACCCUGAAGGCUUGCCCACAAGUCAGUAUGGAUGUCUGUGCUUUAAGAAUACAGCUUUUCAUAGGCUUGAAAGCUAUCUGUCACUUUAAAAACCACAUUAUACUCUUGACCAAGGCAGACCCUGAGGCCAUUCCAGAGAGAAGAGAGUCACCCAAGAGGCUUCUGUAA
Molecule: messenger RNA, 1538 nt
Organism: Galeopterus variegatus (Sunda flying lemur)
Lineage: Eukaryota; Metazoa; Chordata; Mammalia; Dermoptera; Cynocephalidae
Product: Hermansky-Pudlak syndrome 3 protein-like
Exons: 7
Coding region: 135-1538 (467 amino acids)
Biological process (GO): organelle organization
Cellular component (GO): cytoplasm
Source: RefSeq, a predicted model, not a curated record